Messenger RNA from Seminavis robusta, 2667 nucleotides. Lineage: Eukaryota; Bacillariophyta; Bacillariophyceae; Naviculales; Naviculaceae. The record is from the annotation of a GenBank genome assembly.
AUGUCUAAUAAGGAGGAGAGGCGCACAGCGUCUACCGGUACACCAGGAGCCCAUGCCAACCUGGCUGAUCGUCUGGAUCUGUUGGAAGCACGGCUUCGAAUGCCAACUCAUCCCAAUCCGCCGCAACCUGAAUUGAAGGGUAUACCGCCCUUAUCAUUGGACGCAUCUCUGUUGGACCCACUCUCGUCUCCCGCAGUUUCACAGCAAUCGUUUCAAUUUGAUGCACCCACGCUUUCGGCAUCGUCCCCUGAUUUUGCUAAUGCUCUCAGAAGAGAGAAUCAGUCCACGCAAAAAGGAUUUCCAUCUGCCACAUUGGAAGCAGUCAGUCGAGCUGCGGAGGAACACAUGCGGAAAAUUGCACAGCAAGACUUGGCCACUACCGACAGCAACAGCCAACCAGCCUUUUCCAACUCGUCUUAUCAGACCGUCAAGAGAUCGCAUCAAAGUCAGCAAACAGCGAAGAUUGUCAAAGAGUCUCCUCCCGAACUGCUGGAGCAACCUGGCGCCAAAAAAUCCAAAGGCAGCCCCCGUGCUUUGAACAUGGACAGGACCACUGCCAGUAACAACAACCAUCAAAGGACUUCUUCCAAGCGCAAGUCCACCCCGGUCAAGCUGGAACCCUCCAAGAGCAAGAAACAAACCCGUCGACAGUCUUCCUCCACCACAAACAACAAAGACAACAAUGACGGUGAAAGCAAGCGCACAAAAUUGCAAUUCUCAGGCACCGAUACUCAUACCAAGAGCAAUCAUUCAUCAUCCGAAGGAAAUAUUCAGAAUCACGCCAGUGCAAAAGAAUCCUCUUCUACCGCUCAGGCUGCUGGGACCUUGGCAAGUGCCAAUACAAACUCACGUUCCAACCAGACGCCUGUCAGGACCAGCACCAGUGGUAGUACCAAACACAAGCCACCCAAAAACAACCGCCUCAUUCGCGAUUUCUUCUCGGCAGUGAGCGCAUCGGACAAUACCAAGGGAACCACGGCCAAGAACAAGGCAUCUUCUCAGGGAGUCACCGAACAACAACCUACUACGCCUCGUCGGCCCUCUCUAGGCGCCACUGGAAAGUUUAGCAAUCUAGCUGCAACUCCCAGUCCCAAUCAACAAGUAGCGCAGCUCCAACAAAAAUGCCGUCAAAUGGAACAAUUGUGUCAAGAAAAGGAGGCCCAGUUGAAGGCCGUCUCUAACAAUCGGACCAUCCUCCAAACAGCCACGCAAUCAGCACUCCAACAGGCCAAGCAAGAGUUGGUCUUGGAAAAGCAAAAGACUGCUUCCUAUCGCGGCCAAGUGGGAUCGGUGAUUGAAGACUUGAUGCGACAACAGGCAUUCGACCAAGCCCAGGCCACUCGAGAACGGUUGGCUGCCGAUGCGACCCGGCUCGGACGAAUAAUCUAUGCCCGUGUUGGGAUGAGGAUUGUCGAGAAUUGGGAGGAUGGUAUUGCAACGCGAAGAUUGAAGGAACGGCGAAACGAUCUCUUGGAGCAAAAGCAGCAGCUAGAAGAACGACAUGCCAAUGCACAGAAGAAUGCGUCCAAUCAUCAGGAUGCGGACAAGGAAAACAAGGAAGCAGCCAAGAAGGACAAAGGCACAUUGGCGGGGGAAGGAAGGAGGAUCCAGUCCAAGUUAGAUGCCAUAGAGGCUUUAGAAUCGGCACGGUUUCAUCUUGACACGGUUACGAAAAAGCUACAAGAUCUGCAAGCCGAAGAACAGCAGCUCAAGGAAGAAAAGGUCGAACAUGUACGAGCAUGGAAGCGGCUUAACAGCGAAGAUGCCUCGAGAUUUCGGGAUCGUCGCAAGCUCAACGAUCGCUACGUCUUGAUGUCACUGUUGGGAAAAGGCGGCUUCAGUGAAGUUUGGCGUGCCUUCGAUGUGGAAGCAUUGCAAGAAGUGGCUGUCAAGAUCCAUGAACUGGAUCCUCGCUGGUCGGACGAGAAGAAGGAAAACUAUACUAAGCACGUGUCUCGAGAGUACGAUAUCCACCGCAGUGUGCGCCACCCUCGAGUUGUGUCAUUGCUAGACGUCUUUGAAGUCGACGCCAAUUCGUUCUGCACUGUUCUGGAGCUCUGUGGCGGGACUGACCUGGAAACGAUACUGAAGCAACAAGGGAAACUGCCAGAGAAAGCUGCUAGAGCGAUUCUAUUGCAGAUUCUUUCCGGAAUGAACUACCUCGCUCACCCUUCUGCAGAUGGAAGGCGACAAGGCAUUAUACAUUACGAUCUCAAGCCAGGCAAUAUUCUGUUUGAUGCCCAAGGAGACGCCAAGAUUACUGACUUUGGGUUGAGCAAGAUUGUGGAACACCAUGACCCAGGCCAAAGCAUGGAGCUGACGAGUCAAGGCGCAGGAACUUACUGGUAUCUUCCUCCAGAAUGUUUCAUCAUGGAAGAGGAUGUGACAGUCCGCAUUAGCAACAAAGUGGACACCUGGUCGAUUGGAGUGAUUUUCUACCAAAUGCUCUAUGGGAAGCGACCCUUUGGCCACGGGAUGACUCAAGAUCGACUGUUGUCAGAUCAUACCAUGUUGAACGCUAAAGAAGUGAAUUUCCCCCAAGAGCGAAGUAUCUCGGAUAUGGCCAAAGAGUUCAUCCGAAGCUGUCUUCAGUACGAUCAAAUCCUUCGUCCAACAGUGGCUCAGCUUUGUGAACUCCCUUACGUCCUCGAUGGCAUUGGGCAAUGA